Molecule: messenger RNA, 1138 nt
Organism: Pelobates cultripes (western spadefoot toad)
Lineage: Eukaryota; Metazoa; Chordata; Amphibia; Anura; Pelobatidae
Source: the annotation of a GenBank genome assembly
AUGCUAGGUGCAGCCCUCCCCGCCGUGUCUAUCAGUCAGUGUGCGAGAAGGGUGGUGGGCGGAGAAAAUGGCGGCGAGUUGGGAAAACUUCCCGCGACGGCUUCCCUGAGCUCCGGCCACGCCCACUUUUUCUUUUACGGAAACUGCCGAGGUUUUUCCGAACCCUUUGCUUUGUGGCGUUCGGAAAUCACGCUCGGCCCUCUGCUGCUGGCUGCUCGGCACUGCAGGCGGCGCACGGAGUUCGCGGGAGGAGCUUGCCGUUCGCCGCUUCACUCGUUGUCUGCGGAAAUUGAGGCACCGGGUGAGCCCGGGGACACCAGGUAAAACCCCCUCCUCCCCCCCUCCUCACUAACCGCCAUCACCGGGUCUGACCGAGCCGCAGCCCCUGCGCUCUAUCCCCCCCCCGCAGCCGGCAGAGCCGAGUCCCAGGCUGGGUCACUGGGCACCGGGCCUCGGCCAGGCCAACAGCCUUCCCUUUGUGAUCUCCCAGCUUCCGCCAUCUUUAAAUCCCCCUGCCUGGGAGGGCGGCCGGCGGGGGCGCGCGGUGACCCGGCUCUCAUUGUUCCCAGAGCGGGGCAGGCCUUUACUCCAGCCUCAGGCUUGGCUGCUGCUACUAGGCCUCGGGAAGAUGGCGAGGGCAGGGAAUGGGCUCAGGCGGCUCGCACUGACCGAGAAUUGUCUCCAUGUGGGGGUCACGUGUGGACCAGCGUUAAAUGGCUGUGUGGGGGUCUUUUAUUAGGUUUAUUCGGGGGGGUGUAUAAUAAAAAAGGGUGAGGGAGGGGGAAGGGUUCCAUAACAUGUCAUAAAUUAGGUAAAAUUAGAAUUAAAACUCUUCCUGCAGCUGGAAUAAUACGGUCAUCUGGACAGCAAUAAUGCAUAUUUGAGGUCAGUCUGACCCAGGGUGGUGUCUGCUGUGCACAUUUUACAUCAGAUGUGUGUGUGAUUUCAUCGUAGAAUAAAAGCAACUGCAGUGUUGGCUCUGUGGGUUGAUGGGGAGGAGGUAAAGGAAAGCAUGUGCCAAGGAGCCCAGCUUGAUGAGCGAGAACAGAUCUUGGAUGACCAGGAGAUGAGUGGUGUACGGAAAACAAGUGUUUUUGUAGUCACAUUUGCUUUGUGUUGGCAGUCAGCUGUACUGUAA